This is a messenger RNA of Patiria miniata (bat star), 3894 nucleotides long. RefSeq names its product serotriflin-like. The record is from RefSeq and is a predicted model, not a curated record. Gene Ontology annotation, cellular component: extracellular region. NCBI's taxonomy places the organism in Eukaryota, Metazoa, Echinodermata, Asteroidea, Valvatida, Asterinidae. The transcript is spliced from 9 exons. The coding region runs from base 69 to 1250 and encodes 393 amino acids.
CAGAGGUUACACAAAAAGGAGAAGCAUUCUGCGUCACAGAACAGAAAAGUGAAAAUCUCUGAGCGGACAUGGAGCGCAUUUGGGCCGCUCUACUAGCGGGGCUGUUGGUCCUCGGGCCCGGCACCGCAAUCUCGCCGCUUCAGGAGGACACAAAGGGAAUCGAUCCAUCGAAGAAUGAGGGCAAGCUUUCCUGGGGCUGGCUGCCGUCUCCGGCCGGUAGGGGUGGUGGUGGUGGUCGGCAGGCACGGGCGUCCAAUGGACAGACGGACUUCAACGCGGCCGAGGUCAAGAAGAUACUGGCCAAGCACAAUGAGCUACGAUCAUCCGUGUCACCCGCUGCAUCCAAUAUGAAUUACAUGACCUGGGACGCCAACCUGGCCACCAUGGCCCAGCGAUGGGCCGACCGCUGCCGAUUCGAGCACGGCCAGACCAGCAACCUGUCCCCCUUCGAUCCCGUGGGCCAGAACAUCUUCGUCCGGGGCGGUAACCGCAACAAGGCCCCUCCUGCCUCGGACUUUGUGCAGUACUGGUACUCGGAGGUGUCAAACUAUCGCUACAACAGCAAUAGCUGUACUGGUAGAGAGUGCGGACACUACACACAGGUUGUGUGGGCUGAUUCCCGUCAGAUCGGGUGUGGUGCUAAGUUCUGCUCCAGCAUUGGUUCGGAGAGAAACGCCUGGUUCGUCGUCUGCAAUUACGGACCGGCCGGAAAUUUCGAAGGACAGAAGCCGUACGAGACGGGCGCAUCCUGCAGUCAGUGUGGGCAGGACGCGCCGUACUGCUUCCGUGGUUUGUGCCAUCAAUGCAAUCCACAGUCAAACUCCGAAUGCACUUGUACAAAAAGGUGUAAAAACUGCGGAACUCUGAACCCGACCAGGUGCACCUGCAGCUGCCCCAACGGUUUCCUGGGUCCCGACUGCGGAGAGGUUUGUCAAGAUACACACGAAUAUUGUCACCGGAACCCCGGGUGGCCGGAUGCGUCCUUCUGCUCGUUCGAUCCCAUGGUGCCCGUGGGGUGCCCUCUCAUGUGCGGAGAGUGUAGUGCCCGGGAUAGGAAUUACAACUGUGCCAACCCGAGUGGAUCUGGAGGGGGCGGAUCGCGACCGACGAGUGGCGGAGGGGGCGUGGUCACGAAGCCCAAGAAGAAGAAGAAGAAGAAGGGCAAAAAGGGCAAAAAGGGAAAGAAAGGGAAGAAGGGCAAGAAGAGGGGCCGACGUCCCAGAUCGCUUCUGGAUCAAAUACCGUGGUAAACAAAAUCAAGAGAAUUAAGGUGUUCGAAAUCCUAAAGUGUUCUCAUAUUUUCAAAAGGAUCAUUUUAGUUUGUAUGGUGAAUUGAAGGUUUUUUUUAAAAAUCGCUAUGCUCAUCUAUACACAGGAUGAGUCAAAACAAAAUUGACCGAAUUAGAAACAAAAUAUUGUAAAUUUUGUGGUCAUAAAAAAUAACAUAGGGAUAUUUGAAAUAUUGACAAGUAACAGUUGAAACUUUACGCAAUUUGCAUACUCUGUUCCCAAGUUAUGUGUAUUUCAAUAAAACGCUCAUAAAAUUCACCUGUCCACCUCUGAUCAUUAGCCGUUAGUACGAAGUGAUGAAUACCAUUGAAUACAAUAAAAUAUGAACGUUUUCCCACCUCCAUGAAUGAAUGAAAACUUGCAAAGGACAACAGACAACAAUCGCCAUCAAUAUUCUGGAAAAAGUUGACUAUUCCCCAUUUUCAAAACACAAAAUCUGACAGUAACAAUUAUGUUUCAGUCUGGACCUAAUGAUUAAAAUCUCAUUUGUAUUUGAAUGCCAAUCAGUCUGUAAUUCUCACUCAGCUCAGUAGCUUCCAAUGGCAUUUGACAGCUGUAAAAUGUGAAAAAUAUGUUCUUUUCAACAUGCAUAACUUGGAUCAAUAUUAGUAAGUCUUUUUUUCCAGAUGAAUGAAAAAACCUGCUCUUUUAAGACUCUUCUUUGGCGUAUCAAAUUUGAUUGUUUCUCAAGAAAAAAAAAUCGUUAAUCCAGGUCACUUUCGUUUUUACUCACCCUGAAUACUGGGAGGAUUCAGUGAUUGUGGAAUUAUUUCAAAUUGUAUCCGCCAAUGAAAGGUCAGUCGUAUGUCUAAAAGCAUGCGAGAACGACAUAGAGUUGAUUUUCGUCAACCGUUGGUAGUAACGUUUGCUUUAAACAUGAUUGAAGAUUUGUUGCCUUCUUCAAGCUGUGUACAUUGUAAUUGCCGUUCUGAGAUUUCGCUCGUCCCCACUGUCCCAUCCAAAGGCGCUGGUGGUGGCUAAUCGCCUUCUGCUCUCACUGGACAACAUUUGUUGACCCGAUGACAUGGACUCAAUGCGUUCUAAGCUCGUUUGCCCCCUGACGUUGGUCAGCUCUUCCGUGUGCGCAUGACCCUUUCACACCACCAAAUGUAUGUGGGUCAAUGACCCACAUCAACCCCGCCCGCAAGGGAUUUCGCGCUUCAGUCUCGUUAUGUGUGCAACGCGCACAAAGUUUUUGUGCCCCCCAUUUUUGAAAAUCCUGGAUCCGCCCCUGUGGGUCAUUCCAUAAAAUGUGGGGUCCAAUAUUUAGCUGCGGACAGCAUAGCAACUUAAGAAAUAGUCGUGUCUCUCCGUUAGUUAGUAACAAACGUUCCAGUGCAGCAUUGCAUGGCUAUAUAUAUCAACGCGUCCAUCAUCACGCCCUGGCAAAGGAUUUUAUCAACUCGUCUCGUGCCCUCAGGCCCUUGCCCUCUUUUGUGUAACUGUAAUGGGUCCCCACUGACCGUCAAAGCUCGUCAUGGGGUCACUAGGCUUAAAAACCUGAUUUUUGUACCCAAAACACUAUUUCUUUCAGAUGUUACAUUGCACAAUCACUUUACUCAUGCAUGAACACGAAUUUGAUGGCCCGCGGCUUUCGAGAUCAUUUCGAGCUUGUUUUUCGUGUCGCUGGUACAUCAUGAUAUGAGAUUUUGUAAAUUCAGGACACGUUCUUUAAUGUCUUCUAUCUCCAAGAGUGGUUAUGCGAUGGAAAAAGACCCCAAACAAAUAUUAAUGAUAAUUGUAAAAAGCCUAUGGCAAAUUACACAGGUCAGGUGUAACAGGGACACAAAAUGGUAACAUUUUUGGACCCCACAUUUAUGGAAUGACCCACGCACAUUGUCAAUAGCAAGUGAUCCACCGUGACCUGCGCUUCCUUCACAAGAUUUUGUGAAGCAGAUUAGCCCCCACCAGCGCCUUUUGGAUAGGGCCGUGGGGACCAGCGAACUAUGGAGAUGUGGCGGACACAAUAAAGAGGGCGCUGUUUUAGUUUGGUACCAAAACUUUUCUAUUUAGCGCCCUCAUAUUGUUGUGUCCGCCACCUCUCCAUAAGGUUAUAAUGAUAUUGCAAAAAAAAUAUAGCUUUACCGCAACUAUAUUAAACCUAACAGUGUGGACUGCCUAAUAAAUGCGUAAAGUAUACAAGUUCAUAACCACCUGUUUAACUAUUAUUCUAAAAUGUGGCACAUUUUUAGCGCCAAAUAUUUUGUACAAACGCAAGUGUAAUCAGCAGCUCUUAGCAUGCACUGUUGUAUUGAAAAUGCAUGCCUUAUUAUGAAAAAUCAAUUUAAAUUUCGUAUUUUCCAAAAUUCUGGAGAAAUGUUGAAGUAAAAAAAAAAAAAAAAAAAAACGACACUCCUGAUUUCGUUAUGAGAAACAACAGUCCGACAUUUUGGCUCGUCGUGCGGGUUUUAUUUUCGGGGGUGGGGGGUAAAACUGCCCAAGUCUUGUGAGAAAUCUGUUCCCUUUCUGUUGCAGUUAAAGUACAGACGGGAGAAUUAUCUACCUAUUCAUGAAAUCAUUGAUAAUAAUAUAGCUACACUCAACCAAAAAAGGAAGUCCCCCCUUAAUACUUUUGUGUCUAACUCAAAAAUUACUGGGCACAUC